CUGUAAGUCUUGCUCAACAAAACCAAAAACUACAUCGAUUUCCAUUUUUAAUAUAUCUUCAAUCUCGAAUAUGAAGGGAGGAACUAAAAGACUUUCUUUGUUGUUUUUAGUUUGCUUUCACAUUGCCAUAUCAAGUGUAACUGCGAGAAGUUUGGAGACUACGAAGAAUGAAGAUGAGAAGUUUCUCUUUAGUAAGGGUGGUGGAUUCGGAACGGGUGGAGGGUUUGGUGGUGGAGGGGGAGGAGGCGGAGGAGGAGGUGGAGGUGGUGGUGGAGGUGGUGGAUUCGGAGGAGGUGGGGGAUAUGGUGGUGGUGCUGGGGGAGGGUUUGGCGGAGGUACUGGUGGUGGUGGAGGAUUAGGAGGUGGUGGCGGCGGAGGUUUAGGUGGUGGACAUGGGAUUGGCGGUGGCAUUGGAGGUGGCCACGGAAUUGGUGGUGGCAUCGGAGGUGGCCACGGAAUUGGUAGCGGUAUUGGUGGCGGAAUCGGUGGUGGCCACGGAAUUGGUGGCGGAAUCGGAGGUGGCCACGGAAUCGGCGGCGGUAUUGGAGGUGGCCAUGGAAUCGGCGGCGGCAUUGGAGGUGGCCAUGGAAUAGGUGGUGGCAUUGGAGGCGGUCAUGGAAUUGGCGGUGGCAUUGGUGGUGGCCACGGAAUUGGCGGUGGAUAUGGUGGUGGAAUCGGUAAAGGUGGGGGGCUAGGAGGUGGAAUUGGGAAAGGUGGUGGUUUUGGUGGUGGAAUUGGCAAAGGAGGAGGUAUUGGUGGUGGAAUUGGGAAAGGUGGGGGAUUUGGUGGUGGUAUCGGUAAAGGAGGAGGUAUCGGUGGUGGAAUUGGGAAAGGUGGAGGAUUCGGUGGUGGUAUCGGCAAAGGUGGAGGGCUUGGAGGAGGAAUUGGCAAAGGUGGAGGUCUAGGUGGUGGAGGUGGUUUUGGAAAGGGCGGUGGAAUCGGAGGUGGCAUCGGAAAGGGUGGAGGCUUUGGUGGCGGAAUCGGCAAGGGUGGUGGCUUAGGUGGCGGCAUUGGAAAAGGUGGAGGAAUCGGCGGUGGCUUUGGAAAGGGUGGCGGUAUUGGCGGUGGCAUCGGAAAAGGUGGAGGUUUUGGCGGAGGAAUUGGAAAAGGUGGUGGUUUUGGAGGGGGAAUUGGUAAAGGUGGUGGAUUUGGAGGUGGUGCUGGAGGAGGGUUCGGAAAGGGUGGUGGCAUAGGAGGGGGAUUCGGAAAGGGUGGUGGCAUAGGAGGGGGAUUCGGGAAAGGUGGUGGGUUCGGAGGAGGAUUCGGGAAAGGCGGUGGAUUCGGAGGUGGUGGGUUUGGUGGCGGUGGCGGUGGAGGAGGUGGGUUUGGUGGUGGUGGCGGUGGAGGUGGAGGUGGUGGGAUUGGUGGAGGAUUCGGAGGAGGACACCACUAAGGUCCAGGCCGAGUUCGUUGUCUUAUUACAUUGUUUCUAGUUGUUACACGAGAAAAAAAAAAAGUAAGCCGCCGUGCAUGAGAUAUAUAAAUCCAUGCAUGAGAGCUGAAUUGGUAUUGAUACCAAGAGUCCAACAUAUAAAUAUGCAUUUUCGUAUUUUCUCAAUAUGUAUAAUCAUGGUUCGUUAAAUUAUUUGGAAUAAUUCAUUAUGUAUUUUCUAGAUAAACUUUUUUCAAAUUCCAUUAUAAUCAUAUUUAGUAGGAAGUAGCUACUACAAUUGUACUACUCAUCAAGUGCUCGUAAUAAUUGUAUUACAAUCAGUGAAUCAUUUGUCAUUUUUAUAUUUAAGCUGUUGGCUCCAAGCAUUUGAAAUUUUAAAUGCUUGUUUUCUAA
Spinacia oleracea (spinach) is the source of this 1786-nucleotide messenger RNA. RefSeq names its product glycine-rich cell wall structural protein. The transcript has a single exon. The coding region runs from base 71 to 1393 and encodes 440 amino acids. The record is from RefSeq and is a predicted model, not a curated record. NCBI's taxonomy places the organism in Eukaryota, Viridiplantae, Streptophyta, Magnoliopsida, Caryophyllales, Amaranthaceae.